Molecule: messenger RNA, 2778 nt
Organism: Sporothrix brasiliensis 5110
Lineage: Eukaryota; Fungi; Ascomycota; Sordariomycetes; Ophiostomatales; Ophiostomataceae
Product: THO complex subunit 1
Exons: 4
Coding region: 1-2778 (925 amino acids)
Biological process (GO): regulation of DNA-templated transcription elongation; mRNA export from nucleus
Cellular component (GO): THO complex part of transcription export complex
Source: RefSeq, a predicted model, not a curated record
AUGCCCGGCCUCGAGAUCAACAGCCACGGUAUCCCGGCCGUCGAGGCGAUCGGCGCGUACCUGCAGGAGCUGCUCGACCAUGCCGAGACCGUCAAACCGGACCGAAUGCUCGAGCCGACGCUGGCCAAGUCGGACUUUGACGACAUCUACGGCCACGUCGCGCGCAUCUUUGCCGGCUUCGACGAUCCGAAUGGCAAGAAACUGCGGCAAUAUGCGAUCGUUGAGACGGCCGCGCGCGACAUCUUUGGCGAGCUCAUUUCCUCUACGUCCAUCGACUCACCCGACUUCGUGCGUGUCUGGAACCUGUUUGACAUUCUGGCCAUUCUCGCCGACAACGUGGACUGCGACCCGCCGCUGCUGUUUUGGCUCAUCGAGGAGCUACUCGACAGCCAGACGAUAGCAGGCUGCCGCAAGGUGUUUGACUACCUUGAAUCGCGCCGCGAGCGCAUCACCGCCAAGUACUUUAACAGUACGAAGCUUGUUAUCCUGCGCAGCUGCAACGACCUCUUGCGGCGCUUAUCGCGUGCUGAUGACACGCCAUUUUGUGGCCGUGUAUUCAUUUUCCUCUUCCAGGUCUUCCCGCUGGGCGACAAGAGCUCGGUCAACCUGCGCGGCGAGUACCACGUCGAGAAUGUGACGACAUAUGACGAGACGCUGGUCACGGCCGAAGCUGAGACGCCGGCAGGAAAGACAGGCGAGGAGGACGGCGGUGCCGAGAAGAUGGAUGUCGACGAGGCGGCGAUUGCGACACCACCUGGCCCUGCCGCCGAUCAGAAACCCAGAACCGACUUUGCCGCCCUUUAUCCCGUCUUCUGGUCGCUGCAGGCCAGCUUCAGCCAGCCCAAGAAGCUGUUCGACCCUGACCACUUUAGCAAGUUCAAGGCCGGCAUGGAGGCCACUUUGGCCACUUUCCAGCAAAUCAGCAGCCAGGACAACUCGCGCAAACAGCGGCAGCUCGACGAGUCACGGCGGAGCGUCAAGCGCAAGCGGGACAAGGAGGAGAAAGAGCUCAGGGAAUUGAAAGAGGCCAAGGGGACCAGGGAAGAUACGAAGGACAUUGAAGACGAGCAGGACGAGUUGGCCGAUACGUACAAUCCCAAGUACCUCACGAGCCGGGACCUGUUUGAACUGGAGGCAAGUCAAAUCUCGGCCGUCGGCCACAUAAAAACCAGUGAUUUGACCUUCCGGCGCCAUUUCCUGUUGCAGGCGCUCAUUGUCAUGGAGUUUUUGCUGUCCCUGUCGCCCAAGGCCAAGGAGAAACUGGCAGGAACCAACGCACCCAACAAGUCCGUCACCUACUCUGACCAGACGCUCAGCAAUGAAGAUGCUGCCUGGGCCGCAAAAAUGAAGCACGACAUCACCGAUCAUAUUAAGAAUAGCAACAGUGAUGGGCCGUACUUCUUGCGAAUGGUCGACACCAUACUUGCGCGUGACAAAAACUGGGUCCGUUGGAAGAUUGAGUCGUGUCCGUCUAUCGAGCGAGCCCCCAUCUCCGCGGACGAGUUUGUUGCCGCCGAGGAGGGCGCCCAGCGUGCUUUUGGCCAGCGCCGUCGGCGCAGCACCGGCAAUAUGAACUCCUUCUCGCUUGAUUUUUUGGACGACGAGGAUCCCGAGGAGGCUCUGGCCGAGCUCAAGAAACCGGGCCGCUCCCAAUUGUCGGCCCUUGACGCCUUUGAGCGGGAGAUUGCCGACGAGGACUUUGAGAUUGAGAUGCCAGACACCGACGCAUCGAAACAGCUGGCCGAGGAGCGCAAGGCCAGCAAGACGUGGCGCGCGCUCCGGAUUGUGCGGCAGACAAACCUUUCGAUAUUUGACAAGAUUGACAAUGAUAACGACGUGCGGCUGAUCUUUAAGACGGCCGAUGGCAGUCACCUCGAGGAGGACGAAGACGAGCUGGACGCCGAGGCGGAUGGCGUGACGGGCGAUGCUGUCGACAGCGACAAGCUGCCGUCUGACAAGCAGGCCGUAGUCCUUGUUGCCGCCGCCGACGACAUCGCCGUAGCAGUCGCCAAGUUGCUGGUCGAGCAGAACCCGGGUGUCUUUGGCAUUGUUGGCCAGUACACGACGCGUCCCUCGCCAGCUGCUGCUACCGAGUCGGAAGCAGCUGCAGUCGGUGGUGCCAAGAGCUACUUCCAGCAUCUCGAAUCAAAAGCAUUCAACUUGCUUCUCGACGGCGAUGAGUUUAUCGGCUUCGGCGAGUCGGCUGGUCAUCAGUACGGCUCUCGUCGGAAGCAGAUCGACGCCGCCUGUGCUACUGGCAAGAUUCCCCUGGUACUCAUGAACUACGAGAGCGUCGAUGCUGCCCAGGGAAACGCGUUCGCUGCUCGCUACAUCUUCCUGAAGCCGACCAGCACCGAGGCUCUCGAAUCCUUACUGAAAGCGGCCGGCGCAUACGAGGCCGACGCAGACUUACAGGUCGCCCUAGCGGAGGCCAAGGAGGUUCUCGACAAGCUGGGAGGCGAAGGCCAGCCCACUUUUGCAAAGACGAUAGACGUUGAUGACGUGGCAGCUGCAGCGACGCAGCUUGGAAACUAUGUCUACGGCAGAGAAGAGGCCACGGAUACAGACCAGACGAUGGGGGGCGUGGAGGAGGCAAAGGCGGAUGCAAGCGAGGUCAACGAAGAUAAAAAAAAGCCCGCUCCGAAAGAAAGUGGCGAGACCACAAACGACGCGGCGGCCGACGAGGCCAAGCCAGCCGAGCCGAGUGCAGAAGAGGACGCCUCGAUGGCCGAUGCAGGCGACGAUGCUCCAGAGAAUGCCUUGGCAAACAAGGAGUGA